AUGUGGAGUCAAUGGAGUCAAAACUUGCUGAUCGAUCUCAGAAAACCAGGAAGCCGAUCAUUUAACAACAUUGGAUUCAGAUCAACUCCGGCGUCUCCCGCUCACCGGAACCAGAGCGUAGCCACCAAGGCGGCUGCUCAACGUUUGGCAAAAGUCAUGGCCUUACAGCACAAAGAAAAUCAUGACUAUGAUGAUAAUGACGAUGCUGAUGAAGAUGAUCAUGAAUUUAAAUUCGCUGCUCCUUCUACCAUCAUCAACGGUAUCAGUAACGUACCGGUGGUUCCCUUCGCUGGUCGCAAUAGAUCGCCGUCACAUGCGAUAAGCAGAAACGUCAAGGAGAAAAAUAGUUCAGUGCGUUCUUCGUCGACGGGGAGGCCAUCAACGUUUGGUAGAUCAAUAGCUCCGACUUCAUCUCCUCUUUGGAUGCCACAUAAGGCUUCGUUGAGACCUCAACUUGAUCCUCCGUUUAAGGAUAGAGAUAACAGACGCUAUGGUGAAGUGCCAAUAGUGACUUAG
Molecule: messenger RNA, 516 nt
Organism: Eruca vesicaria subsp. sativa (arugula)
Lineage: Eukaryota; Viridiplantae; Streptophyta; Magnoliopsida; Brassicales; Brassicaceae
Source: the annotation of a GenBank genome assembly